Messenger RNA from Equus quagga, 1906 nucleotides. It is a transcript of the gene ZWILCH, whose product is annotated as zwilch kinetochore protein. Gene Ontology annotation, biological process: protein localization to kinetochore; mitotic spindle assembly checkpoint signaling. The transcript is spliced from 18 exons. The record is from RefSeq and is a predicted model, not a curated record. Gene Ontology annotation, cellular component: RZZ complex. Lineage: Eukaryota; Metazoa; Chordata; Mammalia; Perissodactyla; Equidae. Bases 288 to 1877 code for a protein of 529 amino acids.
CCCCAGACGUCACCGCUCGGCGCGCAGUUCGGUUUGGCGGGUUCGGAUCUGCAGUGAGACUGGGCCGGGAUGUGGUCGCGAACGAACCGAGCUGCUGAGGUGUUUUACGCUCGUCUCCUGCAGUGAGUUGUAGCGCCUGCUGUUGGCCAGGGGAAUUUGAUGAAGAAAAGAAAGGAAUCUGUAAAGACCCAUUUGUCUAUGAGACUGAUAUCCAAGUGCAGUUGAUCAGCAAAGGCCAACCAAACCCUUUGAAAAAUAUUCUAAAUGAAAAUGAUGUCAUAUUCGUUAUGGAAAAAGUGCCUUUAGAAAAGGAAGAAGCAAGUCUUGUGGAAGAGCUACAACCUGAAGAAACUGCUAUUUCUGAUUUCUCUACUGGUGACAAUGUUGGACCCCUCGCUUUACCAGUUGGGAGAGCAAGGCAGUUAAUUGGACUGUACACUAUGGCUCACAAUCCUAAUAUGACCCAUUUGAAGAUUAAUCGGCCGGUUACUGCCCUCCCUCCCCUCUGGGUAAGGUGUGACGGUUCAGAUCCUGAAGGUACCUGUUGGCUGGGAGCUGAGCUUAUCACAACAAAUAACAGCGUUACAGGAGUUGUCUUAUAUAUGGCCACUUGUAAAGCAGAUAAAAAUUAUUCUGUAAAUCUUGAAGACUUAAAAAAUUCACACAAGAAAAGACAUCACUUGUCCACUGUAACAGCCAGGGGCUUUGCCCAGUAUGAGCUCUUUAAGUCCACUGCCUUGGACGAUACAGUCAUCGCGUCACAGACUGUGAUCACUUUGGAUAUUUCCUGGAGUCCUGUGGAUGAGAUUCUUCAAAUCCCCCCACUCUCUUCAACCGCAAUUCUGAAUAUUAAGGUGGAAUCAGGAGAACCCAGAGGUCCUUUGAGUCACCUUCACAGAGAACUGAAAUUUCUCCUUGUUUUGGCUGAUGGUUUGAGGACUGGGGUAACUGAAUGGCCUGAGCCUCUGGAAGCAAAAUCUGCCGUUGAACUCAUGCAGGAAUUUCUGAAUGACUUAAAUAAGCUGGAUGGAUUUGGUGACUCUACAAAAAAAGACACAGAGACAGUGAAGCAUGACAGUGCUGCCGUUGAUCGCUCCAUCGAGUGUCUCUUCACAGUACGGGGUGAUCUCGAUUUUGCUGAGCAGCUGUGGUGCAAAAUGAGCAGUAGCGUGAUCUCCUAUCAAGACUUGGUGAAGUGUUUCGCGUUGAUCAUCCAGAGUCUGCAGCGUGGUGACGUCCAGCCGUGGCUCCAUAGUGGGAGUAACAGUUUACUAAGUAAGCUGAUUCAUCAGUCUUAUCAUGGAGCCAUGGACACAGUUUCUCUCAGUGGGACUGUUCCGGUUCAGAUGCUUUUGGAAAUCGGUUUGGACAAACUGAAGAAAGAUUAUAUCAGUUUUUUCAUAGGUCAGGAACUGGCAUCUUUGAAUCAUUUGGAAUAUUUCAUUUCUCCAUCAGUUGAUAUACAAGAACAGGUUUAUCGUGUUCAAAAACUCCACCAUAUUCUGGAAAUACUAGUCAGUUGCAUGCUUUUCAUUAAACUUCAACAUGAGCUCCUCUUUUCUUUAACACAAUCUUGCAUAAAAUACUAUAAACAAAAUCCUCUUAAUGAGCAACACAUUUUUCAGCUGCCAGUCAGACCAACUGCUAUAAAAAACUUAUAUCAAAGUGAGAAGCCCCAGAAAUGGAGAGUGGAAAUAAAUAGUGGUCAAAAGAAAGUGAAAACAAUUUGGCAACUGAGUGACAGCCCACCUGUAGACCAUCUGAAUUUUCACAAACCCGGUAAAGAUGAUUUUUCUGAGUUAACGUUGAACGGCAGCCUGGAAGAAAGGAUGUCCUUUCCUAACAUGGUCACCUGCAGCCAGGUGCAUUUCAAGUGAGGGGUGCUGACAGCAUCCCCUGUAAGGUG